AUGGCAGAGACUAACACAAAGCCUUUGGGAUCCGCCAACCUAAAACCUCUCUGUGGUUUCACAUUCAACAAGGACCCUACAAAAGGAGUGAAAUCCAAAGCCAGCAAGACAUCAUCAGCCCUCCUUGCAGACGUCGACUUCGAGCGUAAGAAUACACCUCAACCACGCCUACCACCCAACCAUAAAAUCCAAAAACGACCCAUCACUCACCCACCAAUAGCCGCCCCCUACGCUGGGCCAGAUGUCCAGAAGGUGGUCUAUGUCUCAAAGCAUACACCAAUCAUGGCCGCAGUGAAGCGAGUCAGAAAACUCUUAGACCAGGCCGAGAAGAGGAACUUGCAGAGAAAAGGUGUUCUGGGAACUGGCAAGCGAACAGGAAACAUAGCUGCGGCAGCACAGACCAAAAGCCGGAUAAAGCAAGAAGAGGUUCUCGUCAAAGGCUCUGGCCGGGCGAUUGAACAAGCUGCAAAGGUAGGAGAGUGGUUCAUGAGGCAUGCUGAGGAUGGAGGGUGGCUGGUCGACGUUCGGGCAGGCAGUGUGAAAGUCAUCGAUGAUAUUGUGGAAGACUCAUCAUCAAAGGUAGAAAAGGUGCAGACGGUGUGCGAUGAGGACGAAAACACCUCUCAAUUUGAAACCCUACGUAACCCUGCUGAGAAGGACCAUGUCCAUGCGCCCAAAGAGAACGGGGACCAUAAGCUUGGAAAUGGAGACAAUCCUUCGGAGGGCGAUGAGCACGCAUCUCAUGUGGUGGAAACAGCACCAAAGCAGAAGGCACCAAGACACAAGAAACGAAAGCGUUCUAUGUAUGAUGCUGAUGAUGUUCCUGAGGCGCGAACCAGAUUCAUUCAUGCUGUUGAAAUCGCAGUGUCUCUCAAAGGCUGA
Molecule: messenger RNA, 882 nt
Organism: Endocarpon pusillum Z07020
Lineage: Eukaryota; Fungi; Ascomycota; Eurotiomycetes; Verrucariales; Verrucariaceae
Exons: 1
Coding region: 1-882 (293 amino acids)
Biological process (GO): nuclear-transcribed mRNA catabolic process, RNase MRP-dependent; rRNA processing; intronic box C/D snoRNA processing
Cellular component (GO): nucleolar ribonuclease P complex; ribonuclease MRP complex
Molecular function (GO): RNA binding
Source: RefSeq, a predicted model, not a curated record